UCUGGAGUGCACAAGCUUGAAGUUCGCGUCUGAAGAGCUCAUUGGAAAGGAAGAGUUUUAUUGCAGGUGAGACACGUUUAACGGCGCUUCAGGAGUCGCACAGCAGGGACCAAUGGGAGUGUGGAAGCUGGCCAAGGUGGUGCUCGGAUGGGCCGCGAUCUGGUGGGCCACGGUCCAUUCGGCGCAGGCGCAAGGAGAUGGAGACAUCCAGGCCAGUCGAUUCACUGGAAAACCUGAGGGGGAGGUGCAACAGAGGGUCCGUCGGAGAGGCCAGGAGUCCCUCAGGGGGCCCAACGUAUGUGGUUCCCGCUUCCACUCCUAUUGUUGUCCAGGGUGGAAAACGCUUCCCGGUGGGAACCAGUGUAUAGUUCCGAUCUGUAGGAACUCGUGUGGGGACGGCUUUUGCUCGAGGCCCAACAUGUGUACCUGCUCCAGUGGUCAUCUUGCCCCUAGCUGUGGUGCGGCCGCCGUCCAGUCCUGCAGCGUCAGAUGCAUGAAUGGAGGGGUCUGUAAUGAAGAUGCCUGCUCAUGUCAGAAGGGCUACACAGGAAGUCACUGUGGACAGCCUGUGUGUGAGAGCGGAUGUCAAAAUGGCGGGCGUUGUAUUGGACCCAACAGAUGUGCUUGUGUCUACGGUUUUACUGGGCCGCAGUGCGAGAGAGACUACAGGACUGGGCCAUGCUUCACACAAGUCAACAACCAGAUGUGCCAAGGUCAGCUGAGCGGCAUCGUUUGCACCAAGACGUUGUGUUGCGCCACCAUCGGGCGAGCGUGGGGUCACCCAUGCGAGAUGUGCCCUGCCCAACCCCACCCUUGCCGAAGAGGUUUCAUCCCCAACAUCCGCACCGGUGCUUGCCAAGACGUGGACGAGUGUCAGGCCGUCCCAGGACUGUGUGCUGGAGGAAACUGCAUUAACACAGUGGGCUCCUAUGAGUGCAAAUGUCCCGCGGGUCACCGGCAAAGUGAGACCAACCAGAAGUGCGAAGAUAUUGACGAAUGCACAACCAUUUCGGGAGCGUGUGACGGCGGGGAAUGUACCAACACCGCCGGCAGCUACGUGUGCACCUGUCCGCGGGGAUACGUUACCAGCACAGACGGCUCCAGAUGUGUCGAUCAUCGGGUCGGUACGUGUUUCUCGUCUUUAGCGAAUGGCCGAUGCGCGAGCGAACUGUCCGGUCAGUACACAAAGAUGCAGUGCUGCUGCGACUCGGGCCGCUGCUGGGCACUCGGACACAUUCCAGAGAUGUGCCCCGUCAGAGGAUCCGAUGAAUACAGGCGACUGUGCAUCCAGAGGCUUCCGUUUGCCACCGGUAACGGCGGCGGCAUCAUCCACGACGGCAACGGCGGUCUGAACAUCGGCAGCUACGGCAAAGGUCCCUCGCUGAACGGAAACGGCGGCGGCUACAUUUACGGCGGCGAGCACACCAUCGUAAACGGCAAUGGAGGCAACGGCAGCCCGAAGAUUCAGAUCAGCCAGCUGAACGAGACUACGAUCGACGUGUGCAAGCAUUUCACCAACCUGUGCCUGAACGGCCGCUGCAUUCCCACGCCCACCAGCUACCGCUGCGAAUGCAAUAUGGGAUACCGGCAGGACGUGCGCGGGGAGUGCAUCGAUGUGGACGAGUGCGUCAGUAACCCGUGUGUGAACGGAGACUGUGUCAACACACAAGGAUCGUAUCACUGCAAAUGUCACGAGGGAUAUCAGGGAACUCCCACCAAACAGGCCUGCAUUGACAUUGACGAGUGUAUCGUAAACGGCGUUAUGUGCCGUAACGGACGCUGCGUGAACACGGAUGGAAGUUUCCAGUGCAUCUGUAAUGCUGGCUUUGAAAUCAGUCCUGACGGGAAGAACUGCGUCGAUCAUGAUGAAUGUGCCACCACCAACAUGUGCCUCAACGGCAUGUGCAUAAAUGAAGACGGAAGCUUCAAGUGUAUCUGCAAACCUGGAUUUGCGUUGGCGCCCAAUGGACGCUACUGCACUGACAUUGACGAAUGCCAGACCUCAGGCAUCUGUAUGAAUGGACGCUGCGUGAACACCGAAGGCUCUUUCCGCUGCGAGUGCCCGCCAGGACUAGCCAUAGACGUGGACGGCCGCGUCUGCGUGGACACCCACAUGCGCACCACCUGCUACGGCGCAAUAAAGAUGGGCACGUGUUCGCGUCCAUUCCCCGGGGCAGUGACGAAGUCGGAAUGCUGCUGCGCCAACCCUGAACAUGGCUUCGGAGAACCCUGCCAACCCUGCCCGGCGUUCAACUCUGCCGAGUUUCAGGCGGUGUGCAGCAGUGGACCUGGAAUCACCACAGACGGGCGAGACAUCAACGAAUGCGCUUUGGAUCCAGACAUCUGUCAAAACGGGAUCUGCGAGAACUUGCGCGGGAGCUACCGUUGCAUCUGCAACAUCGGCUACGAGUCCGACACUAGCGGCAAGAAUUGCGUGGACAUUAACGAAUGUUUGGUGAAUCGGUUACUGUGCGACAAUGGCAUGUGUAGAAACACACCCGGAAGUUACACUUGCUCUUGCCCCAAAGGAUUCUCCUUCAAAGCUGACUCUGAGACUUGCGAAGACAUCAACGAAUGCGACUCCAACCCCUGCAUCAAUGGUGUGUGCCGCAACGUAGCCGGUUCCUUCAACUGUGAAUGUUCCCACGGCAGCAAGUUGGACUCUACCAACACCAUCUGCGUAGACAGCAUGAAAGGAACCUGCUGGCUAAACAUCCAGGACAGCCGCUGUGAGGUGAAUAUAAACGGGGCCACGCUGAAGUCCGAGUGCUGCUCUACGCUGGGGGCGGCCUGGGGAAGCCCAUGUGAACGCUGCAAAAUUGAUCCAGCCUGUUCGAAAGGUUUCGCUCGCAUGAAGGGACUUGUGUGUGAAGAUAUUAAUGAGUGCGAGGUGUUUCCCGGCGUGUGCACAAACGGACGCUGUGUGAACACGCAGGGCUCGUUCCGAUGCGAGUGUCCGGAGGGACUUACACUGGACGGAGCCGGACGAACAUGUGUUGACAUCCGAAGCGAGCAGUGCUAUAUGAAAUGGGACGAGGACGAGUGCGUGGAGCCGUUACCGGGCCGGUAUCGCGUGGAUAUGUGCUGCUGUACGGUGGGAGCGGCAUGGGGUGUGGACUGUGAGGCCUGUCCCAAAUUAAACACACCCGAAUUCAAGACCAUCUGCCCGCGGGGACCUGGAAUUGCCAACCGAGGAGACAUCUUGACGGGACGACCCUUCUACAAAGAUGUGAACGAAUGUAAGGUCUUCAAAGGCCUGUGCACUCACGGGACGUGCCGAAACACCAUCGGGAGCUUCAAAUGCCGUUGCGAAAGUGGCUUCGCCCUCACCAUGGAGGAGAGGAACUGCACAGAUAUCGACGAGUGCACCAUCUCUCCGGACCUGUGCGGACACGGCGUCUGCGUCAACACGCCCGGCAGCUUCGAGUGCGAGUGUUUCGAGGGCUACGAGAGCGGCUUCAUGAUGAUGAAGAACUGCAUGGACAUCGACGAGUGCGAGCGCGACCCCCUGCUGUGCCGCGGCGGGACGUGUCUGAACACCGAGGGCAGUUAUGAGUGCGACUGUCCUCCGGGUCACCAGCUGAUCGCAGAAGCUUCUGCCUGUGAAGAUGUGAACGAGUGUCAGCUGAGUGAUAACCUGUGCAGGAACGGUCAGUGUGUGAAUAUGGUGGGCACCUAUCAGUGCUCCUGCGACACGGGAUACCAGGUGACGCCCGACAGACAGGGCUGCGUGGACAUCGACGAGUGCACCAUCAUGAACGGCGGCUGCGAUACUCACUGUACGAACUCGGAGGGAAGUUACGAAUGCAGCUGCAGCGAAGGUUACGCGCUCAUGCCCGACCUCAGGACCUGCGCCGACAUCGACGAGUGUGAAGACACGCCGGACAUCUGCGACGGCGGCCAGUGUACGAACAUCCCCGGAGAAUAUCGCUGCCUCUGCUACGACGGCUUCAUGGCCUCCAUGGACAUGCGCACCUGCAUCGAUGUCAACGAAUGCGAUCUGAAUCCCAACAUCUGUCUGCACGGCGACUGUGAAAACACUAAAGGCUCCUUCAUCUGCCACUGUCAGCUGGGAUACUUCGUCAAGAAGGGCUCCACCGGAUGCACAGAUAUCGACGAGUGUGAGGUCGGCGCUCAUAACUGUGACAUGCACGCCUCCUGCGUCAACGUCCCGGGGAGCUUCAAGUGCCGCUGCCGCGACGGCUGGGAGGGCGACGGGAUCAAGUGCGUCGACAUCGACGAAUGCGUGACGGAGGAACACAACUGUAACCCGAACGCCGAGUGCAUGAACACGCCGGGAUCGUACCGCUGCGCCUGUAAGGAGGGAUUCAACGGCGACGGAUUCUCCUGCUCCGACAUGGACGAGUGCGCUGAUAACGUGAAUCUGUGUGAGAACGGUCAGUGUCUGAACGCGCCGGGCGGAUAUCGCUGCGAGUGUGAGAUGGGCUUCACCCCGACUGAAGACAGCAAGGCCUGCCAGGACAUCGACGAGUGUAACUUCCAGAACAUCUGCGUGUUCGGAUCGUGUCAGAACCUGCCGGGAAUGUUUCGCUGCAUCUGCGACUACGGCUACGAGCUGGACCGCAGCGGAGGAAACUGCACAGACAUUAACGAGUGUUUCGACCCUGUGAACUGCAUCAACGGCGUGUGCGUGAAUCUGCCCGGUAGCUACUUGUGCAACUGUCCGCCGGACUUCGAGCUCAACCCGUCGGGCGUGGGCUGCGUUGACACGCGAGUGGGGAACUGCUUCCUGGACACGCUGGACCGCGGCGACGGAGGAAUCUCCUGCAGCGCUGAGAUCGGGGUGGGCGUGACCCGCGCCUCCUGCUGCUGCUCGCUGGGCGGAGCCUGGGGAAACCCCUGCGAACUCUGCCCGCCCAUCAACACCUCCGAGUACAAAACGCUGUGUCCCGGAGGAGAGGGUUUCCGGCCCAAUCCCAUCACCGUCAUCCUGGAGGACAUCGACGAGUGCCAGGAGCUGCCCGGUCUGUGUCAGGGGGGAAACUGCGUCAACACCUUCGGCAGCUUCCAGUGCGAGUGUCCCGCCGGAUACUACCUCAACGAGGAGACGCGCAUCUGCGAAGAUAUUGAUGAAUGUACGGCGCACAUCGGCAUCUGCGGUCCGGGAACCUGCUACAACACGCUGGGAAACUACACCUGCGUCUGUCCGCCCGAGUACAUGCAGGUGAACGGAGGAAACAACUGCAUGGAUAUGAGAAAGAGCGUGUGCUACCGCAACUUCAACGACACCUGCGAGAACGAGCUCUCCUUCAACAUGACCAAGAAGAUGUGCUGCUGCGCCUAUAACGUGGGCAAAGCCUGGAACAGACCCUGCGAGGCCUGUCCCACACCAGCCACGUACCGCAACGAGUGUCAGGAGAUCCCGAACGUCUGCAGUCACGGCGAGUGCAUCGACACUCAGGGCAGCUUCCGCUGUCUGUGCCACAACGGCUUCAAGACCACGCCGGACCAGACCAUGUGCAUGGAUAUCGACGAGUGCGAGCGGCAGCCGUGUGGAAACGGCACCUGUAAAAACACCGUGGGCUCCUACAACUGCCUGUGCUUCCCCGGCUUCGAGCUCACGCACAACAACGACUGCAUGGAUAUCGACGAGUGCAGCGUUCACGCCAGUCAGGUGUGCAGGAACGGCCAGUGCAUCAACAGCAUGGGCUCCUUCAGGUGUCUGUGUCUGGACGGAUAUAACCUGACGCCGGAUGGCAAGAACUGCGUCGAUAUUAACGAGUGCGUGACGCUGCCGGGCGCCUGUCAGCCGGGGACCUGUCAGAAUCUGGACGGCUCGUUCCGCUGCAUCUGUCCGCCCGGAUACGAGGUGCAGAACGACAAGUGUGUGGAUAUCAACGAGUGCAACGUGGAGCCCAACAUCUGUCAGUUCGGCACGUGUAAAAACACGCCGGGCAGCUUCCAGUGCCUCUGUCAGCCCGGGUUCGUGCUGUCCGACAACGGCCGCCGCUGCUUCGACACGCGCGAGAGCUUCUGCUUCACGCGGUUUGAAGCGGGCAAAUGCUCCGUCCCCAAACCGCUCAACACCACCAAAGCCAAGUGCUGCUGCAGCCUGCUGCCGGGCGAGGGAUGGGGCGACCCCUGCGAACUGUGUCCGCGCGAGACCGAGGAUAACGGCCUGUGCAUCAACACCGACGGCUCGUUCCGCUGCGAGUGUCCCUUCGGGUACAACCUCGACUACACCGGCAUCAACUGCGUGGAUACGGACGAGUGCUCGAUCGGAAACCCCUGUGGAAACGGCACGUGCUCAAACGUUCCUGGUGGCUUUGAGUGUUCCUGUCAGGAGGGAUUCGAACCCGGACCCAUGAUGACCUGUGAAGACAUUAACGAGUGCGCGGUGAACCCGCUGCUCUGCGCUUUCCGCUGCGUCAACACCUUCGGCUCGUACGAGUGCAUGUGUCCGACGGGAUACGUGCUGCGUGAUGACAACCGGAUGUGCCGAGACCAGGACGAGUGCGCGGAGGGGCUGGACGAGCUCAAGAAAUAUCUGAACGAAUGCCGCAGCAAGCCGGGGAUCUGCAAGAAUGGCCGCUGCGUCAACACCGUGGGCAGCUACCGCUGCGAAUGUAACGAGGGUUUCGAGCCGAGCUCCACGCGCACAGAGUGCAUCGACAUCAACGAGUGUGAGGUGAUGCCUAACCUGUGUAAGAACGGCCAGUGCAUCAACAGCGUCGGCUCCUUCCGCUGCCAUUGCAACGUGGGUUACACCGAUGACUUCACUGGCACUUCCUGUGUCGAUAUGGACGAGUGCUCUCAGUCGCCCAAACCGUGUAACUUCCUGUGCAAAAACACCGAAGGCAGUUACCUGUGCUCGUGUCCCAGAGGAUACAUCCUACAGCCUGAUGGGAAGACCUGCAAAGAUUUGGACGAGUGCUCAACCAAGCAACACAACUGUCAGUUCCUGUGCUUCAACACGAUCGGUGGCUUCACCUGUAAAUGCCCCUCAGGCUUCACGCAGCACCAGACGGCAUGCAUAGACAACAACGAAUGCAGCAAUCAGCCAAACCUAUGCGGCUCCCGCGCCUCCUGCCUCAACACCCCCGGCAGCUUCAACUGCGAGUGUCAGAAGGGCUUCUCUCUGGAUGGCACGGGAAUCAACUGUGACGACGUCGAUGAAUGUGGCGGAAACCACCGGUGCCAACACGGUUGCCAGAACAUGUUGGGAGGAUAUCGUUGCGGAUGUCCGCAGGGUUACGUUCAGCACUACCAGUGGAACCAGUGUGUGGACGAGAACGAAUGUGCCGGGAACCAAGUCUGUGGGUCUGCAUCUUGCUAUAACACUCUGGGCAGCUAUAAGUGCACGUGCCCGUCAGGUUUCGACUUUGAGUCCUCUGCUGGCGGAUGCCAGGAUGUUAAUGAAUGCAACCUGAACAAUAACCCCUGCAGCUAUGGCUGCUCCAACACAGAUGGCGGAUACUUGUGCGGAUGUCCCGGAGGCUUCUACCGAGCAGGACAAGGGCACUGCAUCACAGGAGUGGGCUUCCAGGGUCAGUUUGGCUCAGAGGGAGUGGAUGACGAAGAGUCAUUGUCACCAGAGACCUGCUAUGAAUGCAAGAUCAACGGUGACCUUGGAAAGAAAGGUCGCCAUAGGCGUAAUACUGGCGAUAAUGAGCUCAAGGAGACGGUGAGCUUGGCCAGCAUGGAUGUUCAGACCUCUAUCCCCAUGAACCUCAGUCUGGCACAGCUGCAAAACAAGGAACCCCUACUUGAGUUGCUUCCAGCCCUGGAGCCGCUUGAGCACCAUGUGCGCUACGUCAUAACGCAUGGAGAGUCGAGGGUUCAAAAGGCUUAUGGUUCUCAAAAAUGA
This is a messenger RNA of Sinocyclocheilus rhinocerous, 7828 nucleotides long. RefSeq names its product fibrillin-2-like. Bases 113 to 7828 code for a protein of 2571 amino acids. Gene Ontology annotation, molecular function: calcium ion binding. NCBI's taxonomy places the organism in Eukaryota, Metazoa, Chordata, Actinopteri, Cypriniformes, Cyprinidae. The record is from RefSeq and is a predicted model, not a curated record. The transcript has 61 exons.